GUCGUAUACUCGUAUAGAUUCAAAAUAUCCUCACAAGAAAGCCUACCAAUCUCAUUGUUUGAACUUUGAUUAUUAAAAUUUUGGAGUUGGGGUUACAAUUUCUUAACUACACGGUGUGUUUGUACGUGGUGGUCAUUGGAGACGGGAGGCUAGCAGGCCUCGGCCACUCAAGAAAAAAUUUGAGUAUACAUAUUUAUAAGAGAAUAUUACCCGCGAGGAGCGGUGACGGGAAAUCCUAGCCGCCUCCUUCUCUUCUUCUCUUCUAUUCUUAUCUUCUUUUGAUUUCAAUUGUGGAAAAAGUUUCGUUUAAUCAGUAUUUUCUGUUCUAUCUAUACGUUUAUUUCCUAGCGUUGUCUAGAGAUGUUAUUUUCGGUGGCGCAGUGUCGCUCGCCAGAUCUAUAUUCUCCGCCAUCAUCGGUCGGGUGCUCUUGUGUACUAGUAAGAGGUUUAUAUUGGCUUCUUUAUCAAUCAUGAAUCAGGAUUUCUGCUGCAUCGAUAUAGAGGCUGAUCACCCCCCUCUUGAACCACCGCCGAUCCAGGAAGAUGACAUUGGAUGGAUUGCUUUCUUUCCGGUGACUGGUCAAACCGGAACCAUCUCUGCACUUGGCUCCUUACCGGUGGAUGGAAAAACUGGCAAGUUCAAUAAUUCCUUUUCGGUGGAUGGUCAAGCCAAACCCAUUUCGAGUAGCAUGAGCAGUCACACUGCGGUACAAGUCUACAUUGUUGCAAGUCAAAAUCAGAGAAUUUGGGCCUGGUACUGGCACUUGAGGAACAAUCGGGAUGAUUUGAGAAGCAUUUGAGAAUGAUUUGAUAGCUUUGGAGGUCACCGGAAGAUUCACGAUGAAGAUUUGAAGGAAAAAGAGCUCUAGGAUUGGCUUCGGGAUCAAAAGAAGAUGAAUGAAGCUUGAAAACGACGAUCAGGAUGACCUUCUGUCAAUCAUUCAAGCAUAUCUCUUUGUAGAAACAACCAAUAGACAAGAUUUAAGUUUCAUAUGAAAUCUAACUUCAAGGGCUACAAAUCAUAUGAAGACACCUUUGCGAGAAUCUGAGAGGAAGAAGAUGAAAACAGACAAUGAAGUCAGAUGAUCCCUGCUGCGAUUUCAGAAUGAGAGCUUCCACCAUUUUAUUCAUAUCUCUUUAUUGGAUGAUCCAAAUCACAUUCGGCAAGUUGGGGUGGAUAGAGGACUUCAUUAUCUACAACUUUCAUGAAGGAAGUUUUGUCAAAUUCGGAAGUUUUACGCACGACGUGCGUAGGGGAACGCACGACCGUGCGUCUGAGGCGAGAAAGCAAGGAAGAUACUGCCAGCAACGCACGGCCGUGCGUGGGGGGCGCCGUGCGUUCCAUAUUUUUACGCGGCUGUGCUCCAGACGCACUGGGGGACGCACUCCGUGCGUUUUCCCCGUGCGUUGCCCCUGGAAUCCUAAUUUCGCCCGAAUUGCUCCAUUUUUCCUAUUUAAACAGCCUGUAAACCCCG
Messenger RNA from Cuscuta epithymum, 1475 nucleotides. The record is from the annotation of a GenBank genome assembly. Lineage: Eukaryota; Viridiplantae; Streptophyta; Magnoliopsida; Solanales; Convolvulaceae.